Schistosoma mattheei is the source of this 4003-nucleotide messenger RNA. NCBI's taxonomy places the organism in Eukaryota, Metazoa, Platyhelminthes, Trematoda, Strigeidida, Schistosomatidae. The record is from the annotation of a GenBank genome assembly.
AUGGCGUUCCCUCUUCCCAAUAAUCCAUACUUCUCAACAUCACCUCUGGCGGAUGUGGCUGAAUUCAGACAGAAUCUAGUUUCACGAAUUUUCGGAAGACCUCAGGACUAUGAUCUUUCGCUCGCACCAUCGCAAUCACCUGAACUACUUCGUAGAUCUGAUCUUGUAAAUCCCCAAAAAACUCUUUGUACACCUAACAAUUUAUUAAAUUCUCCAGGUUGGUUUCAGCAUGCUCUUGCAUCCAGUCUUCAAAUGGGUCUUUUGUCUUUACCACGGUACAUGCUCAAGGACAUUUACUUACCACCUUUACCUUCCCAACCUCUUAAUAUGAGGUUGCCCCGAGCUACGAACAUACAUGCACCUUUUGAACCAUCAGUACCCGAAGUAAAACCAAAGAUCACUAGUAAAUGUACAUCUCGACCAGAACAUUCUCGUUCCUCUUCAUUUAAUGAUUGUGAGAAUUUCUUUGCUUGUCGUCAACCUACAGUUCGGCCUACAUUAAAAAGACAAUCAGAGAGACCAAAGACAAAUUGGGGUUCAAAUAGUACAUCUAAUCCUCUUGCGUCAGUUGAAUCCCAAGAUACUGGUACUUUAGUUCCCAGUCUGAUUGACGGUGAAGUCAUAAUGGGAUUUAAUGUUUGGGGAGAAAAACGAUUAUGUUUACCACAUUUAUUUCGUUUUGUGCUACACGAUGUGGAUUUGCAGAUCAUAGAUAAGGCAUGUACAAAGCUUCAAAUAGCAUGCACAACGUGUACUCCAGCUCAAUUAAGUCUGUUACAUUCACGCCAAAUACUUCCUCGUACUGUCGGUAGUUGUGGUCUAAUUCGUAAAAGUGACGCAGAAAGGUUGACCAAGUAUAUUCGUCAUCAAAAUAUGUGUCUGGAGGGAUCUAAUUGUGAAGAGAGUUCAACAUGUAAAUCUCCAAUUAAUCCCUGCAUUGGUGAAGAUUCUGAGAUGAAAACUACUACUGGUAUGGGCUUUAUUAAGGACCAUCGACAACUGAGCCCUGUCUCAACUGACACUUCUAAAUCAACUAAAUCAGUAGAUAAUGCACAGUCAGCAGACCGCUUAGAUUCUGGUCAUGAUGAAAACCAGCCCGAGAAUAAUUGUAAAAAUGCUGUGGAAUCUAGUGUUAUUCCAGUAAUACAUGAAUGUUUUGGACGACAAUUGGGAUUAAUAUAUCCGAAUAUGUAUAAGGAACCUUAUUCAAAAUGUAUCAAGUGUGUCACAUGUUGUCGAUAUUUUUCUCCUGAGCAGUUUGUUGGACAUACACAUACCGUCACUGAAGUUGAUAAUUUAAACCAUUGGGUUUUGAUUCUACCAACUGGCGGUGUUAUCUUCGUUUGUACACGGGUCGUCGUUGUUGGGAAAUCUAAUACCAAAGAACCUGUGGUUGCUGUGGACGCUCAUCGUCGCCUGGAAGAAUUCAAAAUUAAGUUUGCACAGCCUAUUAAACUACCCCCAUCCUUAGGUGCAGCUUUACGAAGUGUGGGAUUAUGUGCAUCUGUGGCUCCAUUUCCUGCUGCUUCCAUAUGUGAACAAAUUUCAGCCCUGAUACGAAAAACUAGCCAGUCGAAAACUCAUCAGUUCCUCCCUCUACGGCCAAAUAAAGCACUUGAUCAGACAAUAAUCAGUACUUCAGCUAAUUCAGCCCCAAAUCAAUCCUCCCCUUCCAAUAUGAUACUGCCUCAGCUAACACUGCGUCGUCUAUGGGCACCGAACGAUGGUCGAAUUAAACUUCCACCUCCACCUAGGUUACUGACAAGCUGUGAGAUAAAAUCUCUUCCAGAAAAGUUUCGUACUGGACCUCCAUUAUUAUUACAUUCUCAUCGAGUUGUCACUCAAGAUGCUGCACAUCAUUAUGAUCGUGAUUUUAUACCAAAUGUUUGUCUGAAACCGUUCAAUGGGACUGAUAGUAAAAACAUUGCUAGAUCAUCAUCAAGUCGGAGACGUCGGCAUAGGCGUUCACUACGCAAGCAAAGUGAAGGAGAUUCUAUUCAGGACUCCAUAUCCCGUUCUUGCAGUGAAUAUAGCUCAGGUUCAAGAAGUAGUCGUACUCGAAGUUCUAGUGCUAGCAGUACUAGUAGCAGUCGGUGUAGUUGCAAUAAAAUUACUGGGAAUUUAGAUGUCCCAGAUUUUCGGUGGAAUCAAAAUAAGCCAUCUUGCAAUUGUAACCAUAAUUCUACGUCUCCUAAACACAAUUCUCACAGAACUACUGAUGGGCUAAAAUCAUGUGAUUCUAUGUGUGUCAAGAAGAAUCCUUCCAAUUCAUGUUCACCUAGAUUAUCUAGGGCACGUUCACUCAGCGGAAGUGUCAACAAAUUUAAAAGACUCCGAAGGACAUCUUCUUGUCCAGUGUUUUACUCCAUCCGACAAACAAGCACGCUAAAUAACAUUGAGUGUUCCGAUGAUAAGCAUAAUAGAAAAAAGUUGACGAACUCAACAUCAACUUUUAAAGGAUAUCAAAAGAAAUCCGCACCACCUCAUAUGGAUAAGAGUGGAAUUAAACAACGAUCUAGUCGAACUGGCCCAGGUUUAUGGGCACGACAUUUUAUUAAUGUACAGAAUUCUAAUGGAGAUUCUAUGAAAUUACCAAAUGCUAGACGAUCUGUCCCUCAUACAGUCGAUACCCAUAAUCCUUAUUCAAAUCCAGUGAAUAAUACUCCAGUAUUAGUGACAAAUCCAAUGAAAAAUAGUCUACCUGCUGCGGUUUUAGCUUUAGAAGCGAUUUGGGCAGAUUUAGUUCGACUUAUCAAUGAAUAUACAAUUGCAGUUGAAUCAAGGUCUGGUGUAGACGCAGCACGUCAAAGGUUGUUUGAGCAAUUCAUAUCUAUGCAAACUUGUUAUGCUACACAUAUAGCAUCAUUGAUGGAUGAAAAUCAAAAACUCCAUGAGAAGCUUACACAAACUCAAACUCAACUACUACAUUGUCAGCCUCAAUUACAGGGCUUUGUUGCAAAUAAUAAUAAUAAUAACAAUAAUAAUAAUAAUAAUGCAUCAAUGCCACUUAUGUCGAAUAACGCGCCACUUGCAUCAUCUCAACCACCACUUCUAUCUACGAUAACAACUUCAUCCACAUCCACAACCUCUGCUGGAAAUCAGAACCAAUUUCACCCUUUUGAUACAGAAUUAGAUAAUAAGUCUGGGUUCAACAACAGAUCAGAUGAUAUGUUGAUUCACUCUGUUAUCCAAAAUAAUAAUAAUGUCAGUAAUUAUGACGGUAACAACAAUAACUUGUCUCGUUUAUCACGAAAUGAUUUUUCACCGUUGAUUAUUGAUCCAACACGAAUUAUCUCUUCAAUCAAUAAACUCAAAUCAAUGAAUUCUAGCGAUGAGACACAUUUGAGAAUUGCUUCUGCUAUGAAUACAACUGCUUCUAUUACUUCUAAUCCACAUCAUAAACAUCAUUUCACUUCUAAUAAUUCUAUGAUUGAUCCAGGUAAUUCAUCAUCUAGAUACUUAACUAUGGCAUCAUCUAUGCUAUCUUCAAAUUUAAAGCGUAAAAUUGAUUCGUCAAAUAAUUUGGAUUUUGAUAUUCAUCGUUCAAUGUCAUCAUCUUCAUUGCCUAGUUCAUCCAGUAAUCCAAGUCCUUUAGAAGGUGGACGCAGUCACAGUUCAUCUACACCAACUGCUUCCGAAACAGAUAGUCUCACAAGGGAUCCUGUUGAUGAUCAAAGUGAAGAAAUAAAUCAUUUAGAAUUUCAAAAUUCAAAUCCUCGUAUAAAUAUUGAAGAUGAUACAAAUGAGUCAAAUGUAUGGACAAAAACUUUGCCAACGUUAGAUAAAUCUUCAAUGUUAUGGGAUCAACAUCAGAAUCCUGUCAGAAAUCUUAGCGAUUUAACUGCUAAUUGUAUGAGUAAGCAUCGUGACACAUCGCUAAUAGAUACAACACCGCCUAAUCAAACUAUUUAUUCACAUCAACCAAAAAGCGGCGUACAUUAAAUAGUCAUAUAUUUGCCGCCACAAACAGCAAUAUUAAUAGUGGUAAUAAUAAUAAUAAUAA